AUGGGUGAUUCCUCUUUGGAAAAGCCAAUCGAAUCAGAAAAUAGUUUGGAAUAUGUUUGCAAAGAUUCUACGAACCCUAAAAAUGAUACUUUGGUCCUGAAGAAUGGUGUGAUCGACAGGCAGUGUCAAGAGUCGUCAUUGAAGAAAGCCAACAGCAACGUUAAUCAUGCAGUCAACCAUAGUGUAAAUUGCAGCACGAAUGAUAACUGCGUGAAAAUUCAAGAUAGCGACAACACAGUGGAAAGUUCUGAUGAUCAACAAGGCAUAGUAGCGAAUGGAUCACAACUGUGUGAUGAUAGUAGUGGAAAUGAAGAACCUCUGUGUUCGAAGGAAUUAAAUUUUGAUAAAACUGUUAGAGAAGUACCUAUAGAUACUAAUAAAGAAGGUCUAAAUGGCUGUAGUGAAAGCAGAGAUGCUUCAGAAGCGUUCUCAUUGAUGGUCAUAAAAGAUCAGGAGAUAGAUAAGGAAAUUCAGUUCAUACAAUAUGAGUCUGAAAAACAGCUCCCAGAUUUGGUUGCACUGAUAACAAUUGAUCUUUCAGAACCAUAUUCAAUUUACACAUACCGAUACUUCUUACAUAAUUGGCCACAUUUAUCUCACUUGGCCUAUGAAAAUAAUGUUUGUGUUGGUGCUAUUGUGUGUAAGCUGGAAAUACACAGAAAAAGUGUCAUGAGAGGCUAUAUUGCCAUGCUCGUUGUCCAUAGAGAUUACAGGAGGUGCAAAAUAGGUUCGUCACUUGUGAAGAAAGCAGUGCGAAAGAUGAAGGAGCAUGGAUGUGAAGAGGUUGUUCUAGAGACCGAAGUUACCAAUAAAGCAGCCUUGCAACUCUACGAGAACCUUGGCUUUGUUCGAGAUAAGCGACUUUUCCGUUAUUACUUGAACGGGGUCGAUGCGUGGAGGCUUAAACUUUGGUUGAAAUAGCCCUAUACUUUUGCUUGCAUUGUUUGUAUUUUAUUUAGCAUGGCCUAAUUCUGUUUACAUUUUAUGUCAAAUAUUCACCGUUUUACAUUUGAGAUCAUAGUUUUCAUGAAAA
Messenger RNA from Rhopilema esculentum, 1033 nucleotides. RefSeq names its product N-alpha-acetyltransferase 30. Gene Ontology annotation, molecular function: protein-N-terminal amino-acid acetyltransferase activity. The record is from RefSeq and is a predicted model, not a curated record. Lineage: Eukaryota; Metazoa; Cnidaria; Scyphozoa; Rhizostomeae; Rhizostomatidae. Gene Ontology annotation, cellular component: NatC complex. Gene Ontology annotation, biological process: N-terminal peptidyl-methionine acetylation.